AAAAUAUUGUUGUGCAUUAUUUUCCUUAGAGGGGAAAGCCUUUUUGAUUGUCAUUCGGAGAAAUGGAGGAAAUCGAUUUUGACAGAGUUUCUGCAAAAGCACUAAACAUAUCCAGUCGGCUUCGCCUAGCAUGGUUUUUAAAUCCCGAACAAGCAUUGCCAUCUGAAAAUGGCUUUGCACGUGACUAUAGAGGUCUUGCUGAACAAAUGGAUUUUCAGUACAACGACAUCAAGAAUUUUCAACGAAAUGAGGAUCCUACUAUGAAAAUUUUGGAAGCUUGGGAUGCAAGGCCAAAUACAACAAUUUCUCAGUUAAUUCAAUUUUUGGAAAAUAUGGGACGACAUGAUGUUGUCCAAGACCUUCGACCUCAGUUUGAAAAUGAUGCUAAUGUCUAUUUAAGAAAUAUGAAACGGUCAACUGAAAUUCCAUUACAAGUGCCUGAAGUGACCUCUUGCCAUAUACAAAAAUCGCAGUUUGUUGAAGAUUUCAGUAUUCUGACCACAGGUGACAUUAUAACUGGUGAGCCCACAUACUAUGAUGCAUAUGUUUGUUAUGCUGAUGAAGAUAUACGUUUUGUCCAUGAUCUUGCAAAAUAUCUUGAAUCACCUGCUGUUGGCUUUAAAUUAUUUAUUCGAGGAAGAGAUUUACUAGCUGGACAUUCAGAAUAUGAAACAAAUAUACAGUUGAUCAAAGAGAGAUGCAGACGUAUGUUGAUAAUCUUAUCUCCAGAUUUCCUGAAAAGUCCAGCUUGUGAAUUUCAGGCUAGCUUUGCUGCCGGCUUAGCUAUUGAACAAAGACAAAGAAUACUUAUUCCAAUAGUUUUGGCUCCCUGUGAAAUACCUUUAGUUUUAAGGUAUGUUUCUAAAAUUGAUUUUACCAAAGCAGAUAUUCAAGAUUGGGUUUGGGAUAGACUUAUCUCAUCUCUUCAAGAUGUUUGUACUUCCAUGUUUAUUUCUUCUGAUAGAAAUAUGGCAUCAAAAGCUAAUUCAGUUCCCCAGCUUGAAUCAUCUGAUACAUCUACACCUGCAAUUACGUAUCCCCCAACUGUAACUCAAGCAGCAGUUACAUCUGGUAAUUAUUCACUCAGUAUUUCUACAGCAAGUACUUGUGCUUCUUCGGUUCUUUCUUUUCCUGAAAUAUCAGUUAAUUUGCCUUUAGUGCCUGCUAAAACAUCACCCCAACCUAAGCAGAAACGACGCUUCUGGUGGAGCCCUUCAUUAAAAGGACGUUUUUCUGCAUAUAAUUAUGCCUCUUCCAGUGCAUCAAUUUCUUCAUCAAAUGCAACAAGUGGAUUUCAUAGUCAAGGUGACAAUAUGUUUGAUAGUUCAGAUGUUUCCACUGAAGUGUGCUCUCAAGAUACAUCUGUGUAAUAUUUUGCUGCAAAUAGUAUAACUGCAGUGAGAUUAACUAUUUGAGAUAUUUAAUGAAGAUAAUAAAGUGAGGUUUUUAAUUGGGGAAUCAUUGACUCUAGGAUAAAAAAUAACUGUACUGAAUGUAAAAUAUUCAAUUUAAAUGUGUUGUCUUAAUUUUGAAUAUUUAUUGCUCAGCAUACGAGACUUAAAAUAUUUAGCAAGUUUUUUGUGCAAAUUAAAUGUGACUUACAUGUGCAUUGUAUUAUGGCUAAUCAUAUAUAUGAUGAGAGACAUAGUAAAAAAUCAUUUAAUCCAUUUGUUAUGUUUAUUAUAAUUUUAAUUUAGGAAGCAAAGAAUUGAUUUCUGCUACCAUUAAUGUACUUAAAUAUUAGCUAAGUAGCGUAUUGUGCAUCUUUGAAAAUAAUCUAUGAAGAAAGCUGAUUUUUUUAAGGAUAAAUUCAUUUAAUUUUUAGAGCUGCUAGUAACUGGUAGUUACUGCAUGUUUAAUAGAAAUUCAUACAGUAAAUUAUCUGCUUGGGAACUUAUGAUUUGAUGAUGCAUAUUGAGCAGUAAUACUACUUAUAUUAAAGCAUUUCUGAAAUGAAUAUUUGUGGUUUAUUCUUCAAGUUAGAAAAAUUUGACUGUGUUUAAUUUUUUUAAUUAUAUAUAAAGUUUUUUUAAGACAAGCACUGUUACGUUAUACAUAUUUCAUUAAGAGAUUCAUAAAUUUUUCUACUGUUCUUGGAACUUAAAAGGAUAAUUUUUUGGGGGGGGAGGGAGGAGCAAAAAGGUCCAUGUGUAUUAUUAAAAAAGCAUUUAAUUUGAAGUUGCAUUUAUUUAUAUAUAAAUACUUACUUUGUAUGAAGAAUUACCAUCUAUGUCAAUGACUUAAUUUUUGCGUGUGAAACACACAAAAAAAAAAAAAAAAAAAAAAA
Molecule: messenger RNA, 2287 nt
Organism: Stegodyphus dumicola
Lineage: Eukaryota; Metazoa; Arthropoda; Arachnida; Araneae; Eresidae
Product: myeloid differentiation primary response protein MyD88-like
Biological process (GO): MyD88-dependent toll-like receptor signaling pathway; positive regulation of canonical NF-kappaB signal transduction; Toll signaling pathway
Cellular component (GO): plasma membrane
Molecular function (GO): Toll-like receptor binding; TIR domain binding
Source: RefSeq, a predicted model, not a curated record